CUAUUCCUAUUCAAUUCAGAUUGUAGUCGUCCUUGUAUUUUUCCAGCUUGUAGCUUUCGGAUUCGGAUUUUGAUUUGAUUUCUCCUCUCACCAUGGGUAAAAAAAGUUCAUCUACAUCAUCUAUGCGCUUCGAUCACAUGCCAGAGAAUGGCCUCGAUGAAGUUCAGGUUGAUAAGGACGCGUUGCUUGAUCAGUGUUUAGAUGCUUUAUAUGAGAAGAGGGGGUCCACUAGAGAAGAGGCGUUGGCAUCUAUUAUUGAGGCCUUCAGUAGCAGUUUGCAGUAUGAAUUUGUUGAAGCAAAGUUUGCUGCAUUGCUGCAGCAAUGCCUCAAUUCAAUCAAAAAGGGUUCUGCCAAGGAGGCUGCCUUGGCAUCUCAUGCAAUAGGACUUUUAGCUCUGACUGUGGGUCCUGGGGAGAAGGCACAAGAGAUCUUGGAAGAAUCACUCACCCCUAUAUCAGACGCCCUGAGAGUUCGGCCGGAGACAUCUGAGAUUUUGUCGUUACUGCAGUCUUUGGCUGUUAUUACGUUUGUUGGUGGCGAAGAUCCGGAACAGACAGAAAAAUCAAUGCAAAUAAUGUGCCAAGUGGCUCAUCCAAAGUUGGGUGCCAAUGUGGCUACCUCUAAACCUUCACCAGCCGUGAUAGCGAUGACGGUCUCUUCCUGGUCAUUUAUACUCACGACGGUGAACAGCUGGGCACUGAACCCCAAGAAUUGGCAAGAGUCGAUCUCGUACUUCUCUACGCUGUUAGACAAGGACGACAGAGCACUGCGCAUGGCAGCUGGUGAAGCACUUGCUCUAGUCUUCGAGAUUGGGAGCCUGGAAACAUUCUGCGGAGAAGCUGAGGACUCUUUGAUGUGCUUGCAUGGAUUGAGGACUAAAGUACUUGGUCAAGUGCGCGGCCUCUCUGCUGAGGCCGGUGGUAAAGGUUCUGCUAAGAAAGAUCUCAAAAGUCAGAGGAACACAUUCCGAGAUAUCCUAGACUUCCUUGAGAACGGUUCUGCACCCGAGACCUCGGUGAAGAUCGGUGGAGAUCCUCUGAGCACAGGCUCAUGGACUCAAUACAUCCAGUUGAACUUCCUGAAACAUUUCCUAGGAGGAGGAUUUUUGAAGCACAUGCAGGAGAACCAAUUUCUCCACGACGUGUUUGAUUUUAUCCCCGAGAAGAAGCACCUAUCAGGGGCCGAGCAACGAAUGUCAGCGAGUGAAAAGAGGAUGUACAGGUCACCUAACUCAGCUCUCAGCAAGGCACGGACGCAGUUACUGAACAAACAACGCACAUUGGCGCAGGACAAGAAGUCGGGCUACUUUGCAUUCGACGAGUGAAAGAGGAGCUAAACAACUAGUUUAUCCCUUGUGUCUAUAUAUUCAAAC
Salvia hispanica is the source of this 1373-nucleotide messenger RNA. RefSeq lists its product as uncharacterized. The record is from RefSeq and is a predicted model, not a curated record. NCBI's taxonomy places the organism in Eukaryota, Viridiplantae, Streptophyta, Magnoliopsida, Lamiales, Lamiaceae.